Molecule: messenger RNA, 1518 nt
Organism: Formica exsecta
Lineage: Eukaryota; Metazoa; Arthropoda; Insecta; Hymenoptera; Formicidae
Product: E3 ubiquitin-protein ligase RNF181-like
Exons: 2
Coding region: 224-664 (146 amino acids)
Biological process (GO): protein ubiquitination
Cellular component (GO): cytoplasm
Molecular function (GO): ubiquitin protein ligase activity
Source: RefSeq, a predicted model, not a curated record
UCUGUUCCAAACUGUGACUACUUGUUCUCACAACAGUAUGACUUGAGGUUUUUGACAGGUUGUUGCACAUAACGUGAUAGUUGUACAAUAAUACAAACAUAUCCGUAAAGUGAAGGCUGCAAAGAUCAAAGAUAAAAGAAGUUAUCAUUUAUUACGACAAAAGUGAAUGCGAUUGAGUUUGUAGUUUCACGUGUAAAGCAGAUUUUAUUGCAAUUUCGACGAUAUGUCUGAUUAUUUCGAGGAAAUGGGUUGGACGCCUUUAGAUGACGGAGAGACGCCGAAUCAUCUGAUUCAAAUGGCACGUUUUUUGCGAGAUUAUGGCAUGUGGGAAUUACUCGGAGAGGACACAAAACUUCCACCGCCAGCGUCAAAAAAUGCGGUGGAAACUUUGCCGGAGAUUAAGAUUGAAUCCAGUCAAACUAAACAGUGUCCAGUUUGCUUGAAAGAGUUCGAGGCGAACGAUAAAGCGAAAUCGAUGCCCUGUCAUCACGCGUUUCAUCAUGACUGUAUCGUACCUUGGUUAGAAAAGACCAAUUCGUGUCCACUCUGCCGAUACGAGUUGCCGACAGACGAUGAAGAAUAUGAAAUGUACAGGAAGGAAAAGAAGCGAGCGGUAGAGAGGGAGAAAGACUUGGAAUCUCUACAUAAUUCUAUGUUUACGUAGGAAAUAUAUUAUAUAACUUUCUAAAGAAAAAUUAUCUUUUAUCUUGUAUAUUGUGUAAGUUGUCAUUAUAUUAAAAAUAUCAUUCAUCACAGCAAGCGCCUUGUAUUACUGACAGUUGGGAAAGUAGAUUAAAAUAUCAACAGUAAUAUACACAAUCAAUGUACAUUUGUAUAUUAAAAAAAGUUAUACUUACCCUUUAUUAAUAUAAAGAAAAUGUUUUAUAAUUGAAAAAUGUAUAAAAAAACAUAUAAAUAAUGUAUAAUAAAAUUAUAUAAUUAUAUUCAUUUGUGAUAUGUGACAUAAUUUGUUGAUUGAAUAAAGAGACAUGAAUUAUUAAUAGGAAAUAAUGUUUAUUAUACAGUGUACAUAUUUAUUAACUUCAUUUAUUUUAUUUCUGUUAUAAAUUUUAUAUUAAUAAUUGUAUUAUGCUUUUUUUGCCGAGCGACGAAUGCCUUGAUCAGUGUGCGCUUAGACUAUAACAAUCUCCGUAAAAAGUAUAGAAACUUCUGAUUUUUAUUUUGUUCGUUUGUUUUAUUCUUUUAUUCCUCUUUCGCUCCCUCUCUCCGGUUUUUCCAUCCUCUUUCGCUCUCUUUCUCGCUUUUUCUCUCUCGCUCUCUCUCUCUCUUUCUCUCUCUCGCUCUCGCUCUGUCUCUCUCUCACCGUAACGCGAUCGCUAUCAUGUGAACCAUACCACCAAAGAGAAUUGCCAAAAUAUGUUGCGCUGAAAACGGCAUAAUCGUUCGGCAUAUACAAAUAAUAGUACUGUCGAAGUUAAAGUAAUUGGCGGUUUAUUCAUUAUCUUUUUUUUUUCACUCUCGUGUCGGUGACGUCAUUCCGAAAAAAAUGACACACCG